AUGCCCCUACGUCUCGCAACACACAAAGACCUGCCUGCUAUAGUUCAUGUCUUCACCCAGGCUUUCUAUGAUGAGGAGCUCAAUGACUACUUCUUUCCUUACCGCAAGCAAUAUCCUGAUGAUUACAUCCGGGCCUACUACCAUGUACUCCUCGAGAGGUGGUGGGGCUACACAAAUUUAUUCGUCGUGAGCUACGACACGCCAGAGUCUGGGUCAACUCUGCCCAAUGAUGAAGUGCUCACAGGUCCCAACGGACAAAAAAUCACAGGCGUCGCACAAUGGUCGAGAGUCGGCCUAGGCAGCGAAAAGCUCUGGGGCAUAGGAGGCUGGUGGGAUCUCAGGAGAUACAUCCAACCACUCGUCUCGCUCGCCCUCCGCAUCCAUAGAGCUCUCAUACCAAACCGUGCCGCACGCAUGCCUACCACAGAAGACCCUCGACCAAUGCAGAAGUGGUUGUUUGGAUCUACCGUAUACCCAUUCAUACAGCAGUACUUCAGCUGCCGUCCAGACCAUUGGUCGCUGGAACUCCUUGGUGUCUUACCUAUCUAUCACGGUCGUGGAAUUGCUACGAAACUCGUGCAAGAAGGGUUGGACCGUGCCAGAGAGGAGCAAUUACCCUCCGUUGUGAUAAUGGCAGCUGGACUGGAGGAUUUCUAUCGACGUCUUGGAUUUGUUGAUUUCGUUGGGUACGCGUAUGAGCCUGACCUGACGGAAACGAAGGUGGACGAGGACGGCAAAGAGAGGCAGAUUAUCAAAGAAGUGAAUCCUCUGAGGAGAAGAGGUAUCGGAGGGGGAGGCAUUGCGUGGACCGAAAGCAAUAGCUGA
Molecule: messenger RNA, 825 nt
Organism: Lithohypha guttulata
Lineage: Eukaryota; Fungi; Ascomycota; Eurotiomycetes; Chaetothyriales; Trichomeriaceae
Exons: 1
Coding region: 1-825 (274 amino acids)
Molecular function (GO): acyltransferase activity, transferring groups other than amino-acyl groups
Source: RefSeq, a predicted model, not a curated record